UUAACAACAUUUUCUGGACCAUUGCAACUAUCUUCUUCCUGCAUCAAGAAUAUUAUUCAUUCCAUCCUAUUUCACCUACUAAUUUAAUCCCAAUACUUCUUUAUUCAUUAAUGUGUGUGUGUGUGUGUGUAUAUAUACAUAUAUUGCACGUACAAAACUAACAUAAUAUAGUCUUUAAUUGUAUUGAAAUAUAUAUAUAAUUGAUUAUCGAUAGAUGGCCGGAGGAGGAGGAGAAGGUGUGUCGUUGGAGUACACGCCUACGUGGGUGGUGGCUCUCGUUUGUACGGUCAUCGUCGCCAUUUCCUUGGCUGCCGAAAGAGUCCUUCACUAUGCUGGCAAGUUCUUGAUGAACAAAAAACAAGGACCCCUUUUCGAGGCCUUGCUAAAGAUCAAAGAAGAGUUGAUGCUGUUGGGAUUUAUAUCUCUGCUGCUGACAGUAUUCCAGAACAGAAUAAGUACAAUAUGCAUACCUAAACACUUGACUAAUCAUUGGCUACCUUGCAACAACUCACUACCAAAUCACGACGACAACGACGAUCAUGGAAAAUCAACUGCCGGUGGCGGUGGUGGGUGGCCACCGCCGCCCUUCUCGCCGGACCGUCUGAUUCUCUAUUCACAUGAACUUGGGUCGAGCCCCUCGACUAAUAUAACGUAUUACAAUGUUGGUUUUAUUUUGUUAAAGGGUAUGGCUGCAUUGCUGUCUCUAAAGGCAUUGCACGAUCUUCACAUAUUCAUAUUCGUGCUAGCUGUUGUCCACGUCGUUUACUCUGCUCUUACCAUUCUCUUCGGAACUUUAAAGAUACGGCAGUGGAAACAAUGGGAAGACUCUAUUCAGAAAAAGGAAGAACAAGAUCCUGAAAAAGGGCACGAGAAAGUAACACAUGUCCACCAACAUGAUUUUAUCAAGGCAAGAUUCCGUGUAUGCGGAAAAGAUUCCGCUUUGCUGACUUGGGUGCAUUCGUUCUUAAAGCAAUUUUACGGAUCUGUUAAUGAGUCCGAUUACACCACUCUCCGACGAGGAUUCAUCACGAAUCACUACAGGGACAAUCCCAAGUUCAAUUUUUACAAGUACAUGUCUCGUGCUUUCGAAACCGAUUUCAGGAAAGUCGUCGGAAUUAGUUGGUAUCUAUGGAUUGUUGUGGUAGUUUUCUUGGUACUCAAUGUUCAUGGUUGGCAUGCAUAUUUCUGGAUUGCAUUUCUGCCCUUAAUACUAUUGCUGAUAGUGGGCACAAAACUAGAGCACAUAAUAACAGAACUAGCACAAGAGGUUGCCCAAAGGCAUGUUGCUGUAACAGGGGAGCUUGUCGUUAAACCUUCCGAUCAUCAUUUCUGGUUCCGCAAACCUCGUCUCGUCCUCAUUUUAAUACACAUACUUCUUUUUCAAAAUUCUUUCGAGAUUGCCAUUUUCUUCUGGAUGCUGGUUAUGUAUGGUUUCAAUUCUUGCAUCAUGGGACAAGUCGGGUAUAUAAUCCCCCGUCUCGUGAUAGGGGUGCUGGUCCAGUUUGUAUGCAGUUAUAGUACAUUGCCACUAUAUGCUAUUGUAACACAGAUGGGAAGCUCAUUCAAUAGGGCAAUAUUUGGUGAAGAUAUACAAGUGAAGCUCACCGGAUGGGCUCAAAAGGUAAAGAAGAACAAGCCCAACAGGAAAACUGUUGGCGGCGGUGGCAGCAGUGGUGGUGGGGGCGGGGGCGAGGGCAGCGGCUCAAACCAAGUGAGUGAUAAAGAGCCUCCCUCACCACUUCCGCCGGCAGCAAUUGGUCAGCAGUCGGCAACCGAAUCCACUAUUGAGUCGGAUGAUCGUAAAUGAGAUCAAGUAUCGGACACAAUUCUUAAAUUAUACUUAUUUUGGAAAAAUGGAUGUAAUUUUUAUCAUUAAAUUGUUGCAACAAUUUUACACUUUUAAUAUUAUUUUUA
Erythranthe guttata (spotted monkey flower) is the source of this 1914-nucleotide messenger RNA. NCBI's taxonomy places the organism in Eukaryota, Viridiplantae, Streptophyta, Magnoliopsida, Lamiales, Phrymaceae. The record is from RefSeq and is a predicted model, not a curated record.